AGAAAUAAAGCUAGAACCACCACCAUCACAACCCAUAAAGUCAUGGCGGGAGUGAUUUUCAAAGGAGCCAUCGUGGUUAGUUCGAUUGGAGAAACGAUGAGGACGAUGUGAUCAAUCAAAACAAUUCAGCCUUCUCCUUCCUUCUUCUCGUUGUGCUCAGAUCCCCUUUGCUAAUUUGGCUUUCAGAAUUCCGAUCAAUAGAACCUUAGCUUCAUAAUCAUCAAAAAUCAUAACAUCAAUUUCAAAACCAUAACAAUGACAGAAUGCAACAAAAGAAGACAAAAGAGAAGGUGAGAAGAGCGAUUUUAGACUGGAUUCAACACUAUUGUUGACAGUGGGUUCUACGGCCAAAGUUUCGAAUCAUGCAAGGAUCUCAUCUCUUAUGCCAACUCUGAAAUCGUGGCAAUCCAAGAAGCAAUGUGUCGUUGAUGCAUAUCAUUGAAACCCUUCCAAGCAAAGGUUAUGUGGAAUAGCCCUUGAGGCUGCAACAAGUCACUGCUACCAUUGAGACUUCAACAUAUGUGGAGUAGCCUUUUUCUUCAUGUGUUUUCUAUCUUGUGGCGAUUUUUUUGAUGCAAAACAGCAAAGUGAACAAAGGAAAAAAAAACAGAAAACAAGAAAACCCCUACUGCCUAACUUUUACAAAACCCAGAGAAUCAGCCAGAAGCAAGGCCUCCAUUCCAGGUGGGGGGUCUGGAAGGUGGAGGAGAGCAUGCUCCUGAGAAGCGCCUGCUUUAGCCAAAAAAAAUCCGCACACGCAUUGCCUUGAGCCACCCAGACAGUCCAAUCUUGGUUCAACAGCUCCAAGAUAUUGCGAACCACGACAGCUUCCACAUGAAAAUGAGAUGGAGGUUGUUGGAUCAAGUUGACAGCCAACAACGAAUCAGAGAAACAAUCUACCUGGCGAUGCCCCAAGUUCCAAGCUAUUUACAAUCCAUGUAAGAUGGCUAGAAGUUCCAUUCGAAGCACUGACCCUUGAGCAUUGUAUCCCAUAAAACCAGCAAGCCAAACUCCGGUUGAGUUCUGAAUGCAACCACCUAAACCCGAUCGCAACGGCACACCCAGAGAGCUGCCAUCACAAUUAAUAGCAACCGCAAGGGCUACCGGAGCUGUCCAAGACAUAGCCGAGGGUGGGCAACAGGCUGCGAUGAAGACCAUAACUGCAACAGAAGGUUCCGAUGCUCCUGGAUAGAAUGCAGAAGCUUUUCCUGCGAAAUGUAGGUCCACCUCAAAUAAAAGUGUGUGAUUGGAGAAGAUGAUAGAGGUGGUGCUGAACGAUCGGUUGGGGAAGAAGGUUCGGGUGAAGUGCAACGAGGAUGACACGAUCGGUGACCUGAAGAAGCUGGUGGCGGCUCAGACAGGUACAAGACCCGACAAGAUUCGCAUCCAGAAAUGGUACACAAUCUACAAGGAUCACAUCACCCUCAAAGACUACGAGAUUCAUGAUGGCAUGGGCCUCGAGCUCUACUAUAACUAAUUCCUAGCUAAUAUCCUAUGCUAUGCUGAUUAAUUCACCACCAUAUGUGUCCAUGUAUAAUGUAUCUUUCAUUCAUCUGCACUAUGGUCAUUGAACCCCAAAUUUGUUUUCCUUUUUAUUAAUUGUGAUUUCGUGUAUCUUCUUACUCUACAAUGAUCAUUUUUCAUUCCAA
Molecule: messenger RNA, 1649 nt
Organism: Lotus japonicus
Lineage: Eukaryota; Viridiplantae; Streptophyta; Magnoliopsida; Fabales; Fabaceae
Product: ubiquitin-like protein 5
Exons: 2
Coding region: 1256-1477 (73 amino acids)
Biological process (GO): protein modification process; mRNA splicing, via spliceosome
Cellular component (GO): nucleus; cytoplasm
Molecular function (GO): protein binding; protein tag activity
Source: RefSeq, a predicted model, not a curated record